Molecule: messenger RNA, 1865 nt
Organism: Capsella rubella
Lineage: Eukaryota; Viridiplantae; Streptophyta; Magnoliopsida; Brassicales; Brassicaceae
Product: UDP-glycosyltransferase 90A1
Exons: 3
Coding region: 41-1465 (474 amino acids)
Molecular function (GO): UDP-glycosyltransferase activity
Source: RefSeq, a predicted model, not a curated record
CAAACAAGCUAGUUAUAUAGUUUUUUCCAAAAGAAAGAACAUGGCAGAAUCAACACAUCAUCAUGUGGUUCUCUUCCCAUACAUGUCAAAAGGCCACACCAUCCCUCUCCUCCAGUUCGGUCGUCUCCUCCUCAGCCACAAUGAACCAACCACCUCCUUCACCGUCACCGUCUUCACCACUCCCAAGAACCAACCUUUUGUCUCAGAGUUCCUCUCGGACACACCGGAGAUCAAAGUCAUCUCUCUCCCUUUCCCUGAAAACAUCUCCGGGAUCCCUCCCAGGGUCGAGAGCACGGACAAGCUCCCUUCCAUGUCACUCUUCGUCCCAUUCACGCGGGCCACGAAGCUUCUCCAACCAUUCUUCGAAGAAACACUCAAGAAUGAUCUUCCACAAGUUUCUUUCAUGGUCUCCGAUGGAUUCCUCUGGUGGACAUCGGAAUCUGCUGCUAAGUUCAAGAUUCCUAGGUUGGUCUUUUACGGCUUUAACUCUUACGCCUCCGCUGUCAUGAACUCUUCUUUACAAAACAAAAUCUUUACCGAACCGGAAACUAAAUCUGAUACCGAACCUGUCACUGUACCGGACUUUCCAUGGAUCCAGGUUAAAAAGUGUGAUUUCUAUCAUCUUCCUACCGAUCCAGGUCCAGCCCUUGAACUAUUAAUAGACCAAGUGAUUGCAACCACCACAAGUUAUGGGUCUCUAGUUAAUAGCUUCUAUGAGCUCGAGUCAGGAUUUGUUGAUUACAACAACAACCGCUCUGAUAGACCAAAGUCGUGGUGUGUUGGGCCAUUGUGUUUCAAAGAUCCUCCUACAUCGGGGAGGGCUAAACCGGCUUGGAUUCAGUGGUUGGAUCGGAAACAAGAAGAAGGACGUCCGGUUUUGUACGUGGCCUUUGGAACGCAGGCAGAGUUAUCGGCCAAGCAGCUUAUGGAACUAGCUUUAGGCUUGGAAGAUUCAAAGGUCAAUUUUUUGUGGGUCACGAGAAAAGCUGUGGAAGAGAUACUUGGAGAAGGAUUCAAGGAUAGAAUAAAAGAGAGUGGGAUGAUAGUGAGAGAUUGGGUGGACCAAUGGGAGAUAUUGUCACAUGAAAGUGUCAAAGGAUUCUUGAGCCAUUGUGGUUGGAACUCAGCGCAAGAGAGCAUAUGCGUUGGGGUCCCGUUGCUGGCUUGGCCAAUGAUGGCCGAGCAACCUUUCAACGCAAGGAUGGUUGUGGAGGAGAUAAAGGUCGGAGUAGGACUUGAAACCGAAGAUGGUAAUGUUCAAGGAUUUGUGACAAGACAUGAACUAAGUGGAAAGGUUAAAGAACUGAUCGAAGGAGAAACGGGGAAAAUGGCAAGAAAGAAUGUGAAAGAAUACUCAAAAAUGGCAAAGGCAGCUUUGGUUCAAGGAACUGGUUCGUCUUGGAAGAAUUUGGAUUUGCUCAUAAGGACAUUAUGCAAGAGUAGAGAGCUAGCCAAAGAAUGCUAAUAAGUAAUAAGUCCAAUACAUGUUAUUAUUCGAUCUUUAAUAAUUGGUUUAGUUGAAAAACUAAACCUGUGGGAUAAAGAGUGAUCUUUAAGAGAUACACGACAUACAAUGUCCGUAACAUUUCUGAAUUUCAGCACGGAGAAGAUAUCGAUCAAACAUAUACCGUUGGUACCGCCGGUGUGGGUUCAAAUAUAGGCACAACGAUUACUCGUCGAACAAGAGUUCAGGAUAAACAAGCACAUGAACAAUUAAAACAUGAUUUAAUAGAACAUAUUUGGACUAAUUUUGGACAUCUUCAAGAUUAUGAAAAUUAAGUUUUAAAGUUCUAUGAAUUCAAUGUUGUUAAUUUUAAUCGUUGUAUGCUUGAUGUUUUAUAUUAAUAAUGUCAAAAUUGUAUGUU